Messenger RNA from Botrytis fragariae, 1578 nucleotides. RefSeq names its product putative integral membrane protein. The record is from RefSeq and is a predicted model, not a curated record. NCBI's taxonomy places the organism in Eukaryota, Fungi, Ascomycota, Leotiomycetes, Helotiales, Sclerotiniaceae. The transcript has 6 exons. The coding region runs from base 1 to 1578 and encodes 525 amino acids.
AUGCAGAAACCUCCCGCCUGGGUAAUAGCCGCUUGGCCUGAGCCCAAUUACGUCGAUCCAGAAACGCAUGGAUGGGGGAAUGUCAUUCUGAAUAUCGUUCUAUACGUAGUACUAUGUUGCUUUAUUUCACUGAGGAUAUGGACGAGGACAAGACUGAGGGCUUCGUUUGGGGCGGAUGAUAUGAUGAUCUUGUUUGCUAUGAUUCCUACGACCGGGUUCUUCGUUCUGAGUCUGCUGGCAGAUUUGAAAUUCAUGUGGACCAGACAUCAAUACGAUAUCCCAAGCUCACAUGUAGAAUUCGGACUGAAGAUGGUUCUCUUAAUAGAGAUCAUGUUCGCAUCAGCAUGCACCUUCACAAAAUUGUCCAUGUUGAUGCUUGUUCGUCGCAUGUUAACCAGUGCUACUAUAUUCUGGAGACGGGUGACUCUGGCUGCUAUUUGUAUAGUCGGGUUACAAGGAGCCUUAUUUUGUAUCGUGUUGGUGUUUCAAUGUAGGUUAGUUAAAAUCAUUGCUUUUUCCUUAUGUUUGAUAUGCCGACCGGGGGGCAAGUGUCGAGAUACCCCGCAGGAUUACUGGAAAAUAACAGACGAGCCUCAACCGAAUUGCAUAGACCAGUCUUCUACACUUCUUCUUGCCGGGAUCAUCAACACUCUUACAGACUUUCUCGUGGUCAUCCUUCCCAUCCGUACAGUGUACUCAACAAAUCUUCCCCGUCGUCAAACCCUCAUCGUCUCUUUCCUCUUCACCCUCGGUUUCCUAUCAUGUUUUGCAGGUGUCAUUCGUACAUACUACAUGUACCAAGUAACACAAACAUAUGACCAAGUAUGGGCUUCUUUCCCCGUAUGGGUUUCCGCAGCUGUAGAAUUAUAUGUUGGAAUUAUAUGCACCUCCAUCCCCGCCACAAAAGUCUUCUUCGCAACCUACAUUCCCAAAAUCUUUAAUUCUCACCCCACCCGCCCGUCCCAAUCUUCUUUCAGUGCCCCAAAUAUCUUCAAAAGUGUCCCAGUCCCACCUUCCGGUUUCGGCGUCACAUCAACCUCCAAAUCCACAAACUCUCUCCCCCAAUCAAAAUCACAUUCAAACUCCAAUUCAAAAGUCCUCAACAGUCAAAGCUCCCAAACUCCUCUAAACGGCCGCGAAGAAGACACCCAAUACGAUAAUGACACCGACCUCGACCAAACCGUCGGAACGAGCAUUUUCGAACUCGGCACCUACACCAACCGUUCUAGUAAAUUGAGCAAAACAAGCAGCACGUCCCCAAUAAUCUCAGACGAGGAAAUGCACAUCGGAACCGCAUCAGUCAUAUCACCACUAAACAGCAAUCCAGUAUCCAACAGCACCCAUAAUAUCGCGAACCUAGGACGCAAUAUCCUGGGCUCCGUGCGACGGGACAAAUUAUCGCUCGGCGGCGAUCGAUCGCGGAAUCGCUCGAGGAACCAGGAUAGAGAAAAUGAUGAUAUCUACAUGUCCCUCUCGGAGGAAUCGGGGCGGAAGGAAAAGGAAGGAGGAUGGGAUAUACAUAUUGAUGUGGUGAGGACGGUGGAGGUGGAGGAGGAAUGUAUUGCGGGGAGGAUAUGA